Molecule: messenger RNA, 1313 nt
Organism: Geodia barretti
Lineage: Eukaryota; Metazoa; Porifera; Demospongiae; Tetractinellida; Geodiidae
Source: the annotation of a GenBank genome assembly
AGUCUUACCCUUUCAUGCCACUAAUAUACAAGCAGAAACCAUGUACAAAGUAUUAACGCCUAGUAUUAAAAACCUCCAUAUAAAUAUUGCUGCUUAUGGGACAAUGGAUACAUUUAUGUAGUGUUAAUGUAUGCCCGUGCAUCAGAAGAACCAGUGAGAUCCUUUUCAACUUUAAGAGAUGUUCUCUCUGUCAAAACCUAAAUUGCUUUUGCUCGCAUUUUGAACCAUACAGAUUGAACUACGAUGGAAGUACAACUGGCUAUACUUUUGUCUUGUUUCCCUCUUCGGACAACAGCAUGUUCUUGGAGAGAAUGGUAGUUGGCUGCAGCAUAAUAAAGUGCACCUUUACGUUUUGUUACGUUUUGUAUGUCUAGAUACCCUAAAGUUUGAAUGUACAGGAUGUAUUUUACCUGAUACUAAAGCAGACUACUACUGUCCAGAGAUUACUGAUCUAUUUUACUUUCGUUGCCGAAUAUACAAUUCUACAUCACUGGUCUGGACUUUGCUACACUACAGUAUACCUUUGGUAACUUCAACAUCGGUUGAUAAUGUCAUCCGUAAAGGCUCAGAUGUUACAGUCCUUGUGGAAAGGAUUGUGCCCGACAAUAAGGGUAGCUAUAACAGCAUAUUUUAGUUCUCACUUGUGGAUUGACUUUAAAGAAUUACCUCAGAAUGUCCGUUCUAUCAAUGUUACCUGUGGAAACACAACUACAAGUUCUCGCAAAGAAUUAUUGGCCUUAGGAGCGGUACAUUCCCCUACGAAUAUCAAUACCACAGCAGACAUUCUUGACCCUAGCAAGACUCCUAAAGAGUGUUUUGUGUACUAUGAGUGGCACCACCCUAAUCCAGACAAGGUUUUGUACUACAAAACUGAAAUAUUCCUUAACAGUGUAAAAUCUAUUCACAAAAUGAAUAUUCCUCAAGAAAUACAAAAUGCAACAUGUCUUCUUGGCACUGAUGCUCUCAGCAAAGAUGACCAUUAUUUGGUAGUAAUCACUACUGUUGAUCGAUGUAAUCAACGUGCAAGUAACAGCAAAAGAAUAGGUAGAAUAACUUCCUGUACUUCUCUUGAAACCUAUUAUUUAUAUUUCCCCCUAUUUAGAUACGACGCUUUGCUCAGAGCCCCAAGACCAGUGUUCAGGCUCCGGCCAUCAAGGGAUAUCUAUGCAUGAAGGAUUGCUCUUCUCUGCAGUCCUUCUCUUAGCCAUUGGGACUGUCUAAAGAUGUGAAGAGCGUGUAGCAGUAGCUAGGUAAAUAAAUUACAGGAAAAAGUUUUCUAUACAUAUUAUACGCAUGUGAGAUUUUGACCCGCC